AUGGAGGCUGUUCCUCUAAUGCCGAUGAUCUCUCUGGAGCUCAAAACAAGCCCAGAAUCGACAGACUUUUCAGCAGCACUUAAAAAGUACGUAAAGGAGUACUACCAUGAAGAUCCGGAAUCGUACAACAAAGAAAUAAAGGAGCUGGAACAGCUGAGACAGAACGCGAUUAAGGCAAGCAAGGAUUUCAUGGGAUGCAGUGUCCUCAAGAGAUACUUUGCACAGCUGCAUCUGCUGCAGAGUCGAUUUCCGAUGAGCGAGGGCGGAGCGGCGGCUGUGAAUUUUACCUGGGCAGACGUGUACACAAACACGUGGGGCACGUACGCAGACGUGAAAUUCGAAAUGUCGGCGAUCAUGUACAACAUAGGUGCUCUGCACUCCGUCCUCGGCACCAUGGAUAAUCGACAGACUGCCGAGGUAUGCGAGUUUUCUUCGGUUGACGAUGGAACAAGAGGGAGUUUGCCUAACACUGACAUGACGCGCGACGUUCUAAAUGUAUAUGUUAACAUCAUGCUGGCUCAGGCGCAGGAAUGCAUCCUGGAGAAGUCCAUGGUCGAUCACAGGAAGAGCACAAUCAUUGCCAAGGUUGCCUCUCAGGUAGUGGAGUACUAUAGGCAAGCGAUUAAAUACUUAGAUCCGCAGGGCAAAGUGCAACUGUACGUUGGAAACAAGCAGUGCAAAGAGUGGCAGAAGAAGCUGAGGCUGAAGAUACCGUACUACGAGUGCGUGUCCCUGCUCUACAUGGGCAACCAGUCCGAGGAGCAGCAGAAGUGGGGGGAGGGCGUCGCCUACUUCCAAGCCUCCGUCGACAAGCUCAACGAAGCCAUCAAGCUGUCAUCGAGUGGAGAUGGGGCGCUCGUGCAGGAAGCGCUGCGCUUCACGAUGGACGUCGUCGGUGGCAAGUUCAAUUCUGCUAAGAAGGACAAUGACUUCAUCUACCAUGAGAAGGUUCCGGAAUUCGAGAUGCUGGAGGAGGUGAAGGGCGCCUCGCUCGUCAAGGGCAUCCCGUUCAACUUCAACGACAAAGACGUCUCCGGCGACGACAUCUUUGCAAGACUCAUUCCCAUGGAAACGCACGAGGCAUCUUCCUUGUACAGUGAAGAGAAGGCCAAGGUGCUGAGAGAAGCAGACACUGGUCUGACGUUUCUAUCGUCGCUGCAGACGGACCAGCUUUUUGACGUGGAGCACGAUCGUCUGCCACAGCCUCUCCUGGAGAGAUGCGCUGCGCUCAGCGUCAGGCCCACCGCCGUGAAGGACCUCACGACGGCCAUGAAAGAGCUGUCUGAUAUUAGUUUGGAUGUGACCGAAGAUUUAAAUAAAGUUCACGAACUCAUGGAGUCAGAGGAACAAAGUGAAAAAAGCUUUCAAGAGCAGCUGGGACGUCGCGACGCAUCGCUCAUCGUAGCUGAGCUAGCUAAGGAGUACGGCCACCUGAAGGAGGCUAACGCACGCGCGGAUACGUCCGACCGUGAACUACAUAAGGUGAUGAUGGUGCACGUCAACAACCUGAGACUGCUGGCCAGUCAACCGGAGGAGAUCAAGCAAGCUCUGCCCUUGCUGGAACUAACCGACGAGGACAGAGAAGCAUCUAGUGAGAUCUGGAGACUCCUGGGGAAGGUAGAGGAGAUGAAAGAGCAGCGGGACAAGUUCGAACACGAGCUGAGAGAGCAGGUGCAGAAUGACGACAUAACGAAGGCCCUCGUCACGAUGAAGGAUGCAGACAGCCUGGAGCUACUCUCCAGGGUCAGUGGUGCAUAUAAGGUGCAGGAGGAGGAGAGACAGCAGAUCAUCAAUCGCGAGAAUGCUAAGAAAGCUAAAG
Messenger RNA from Priapulus caudatus, 1819 nucleotides. RefSeq names its product tyrosine-protein phosphatase non-receptor type 23-like. Gene Ontology annotation, cellular component: endosome. Lineage: Eukaryota; Metazoa; Priapulida; Priapulimorpha; Priapulimorphida; Priapulidae. Gene Ontology annotation, molecular function: protein binding. Gene Ontology annotation, biological process: endocytic recycling; protein transport to vacuole involved in ubiquitin-dependent protein catabolic process via the multivesicular body sorting pathway; early endosome to late endosome transport. The record is from RefSeq and is a predicted model, not a curated record.